Messenger RNA from Oncorhynchus keta (chum salmon), 2396 nucleotides. Its product is annotated as peroxiredoxin-like 2A. The record is from RefSeq and is a predicted model, not a curated record. Bases 154 to 582 code for a protein of 142 amino acids. The transcript has 5 exons. Lineage: Eukaryota; Metazoa; Chordata; Actinopteri; Salmoniformes; Salmonidae.
GGACUGGGACUAGUUAAAGAGCUUAGUGCCGAGGGGUUGAAAACACACCAGACCAGGGGAUUGAAUCCUCCUCUCGUUAGUAGCAGGGAGACAGAUAUUAUUCAUGAGAUAUAUAAGGCCAAAACUCUGUGGGAGAAGACUGGGGCAGUGAUCAUGGUGGUACGAUGCCCUGGAUGCUUGUUGUGCAGAGAGCCCCAGCUAGAGGAGUUGGGGAUCCCUCUGUUAGCCGUGGUCAAAGAGAACAUUGGCCAAGCGCUGGACGCCUUCAAGACAUUUUUUACUGGAGAAGUCUAUGUAGACCAGAAGAGAGCGUUAUACGGUCCGGUGGAGCGUUAUAUGUCCCUAUCUGCGUUGCUGCGUAUCGGGGUGUGGAGAAGCCUGUGGAGGGCCUAUAGGAAGGGCUGCACAGGAAAUAUAAUCAAAGGAGAAGGUCUUGUACUGGGGGGAGUUUUCGUCAUUGGGCCCAAAGAUCAGGGAAUUCUGCUUGAGCACCGUGAGAAGGAGUUUGGGGAUAAAGUCAACCUGCUGGCUGUACUCAGAUCAGCCAGGAAAAUUCAAGAUGGCUUGGCUACUGCGAAAUAGUUUACACAAACAGCUUAAGGUUAAAGUCCCCAUGCAGUCUUUUUAGUUGUAUUUUUAAAUCAUCACUGUAUGUAUAAUACAUCACUGUAUGUGUAUUCAUUACAUGAACAUAACUCAACAUAUAUUUUGCGUCAUUUAUUGUCCUUUUGCCAUUGAAAUACUCAGUCUGACCUUGUGGGCAUGUUGAUACAAAUGUAAAUAUAUUUACAUACACUGCCCUAAUUUGCCGGAUAGGAUUGUCUGAACUAUAGAGCCUACCUAACUUUUAACGUGGGGCGAUUCCUAUUUCCACUUAAUUUGUAUUUAGUGACAUACAGUGGGGCAAAAAAGUAUUUAGUCAGCCACCAAUUGUGCAUGUUCUCCCACUUAAAAAUAUGAGAGAGGCCUGUAAUUUUCAUCAAAUGUACACUUCAACCGUGACAGACAAAAUGAGGGAAAAAAAUCCAGAAAAUCACAUUGUAGGAUUUUUAAUGAAUUUAUUUGCAAAUUAUGGUGGAAAAUAAGUAUUUGGUCAAUAACAAAAGUUUAUCUCAAUACUUUGUUAUAUACCCUUUGUUGGCAAUGACAGAGGUCAAAUGUUUUCUGUAAGUCUUCACAAGGUUUUCACACACUGUUGCUGGUAUUUUGGCCCAUUCCUCCAUGCAUAUCUUCUCUAGAGCAGUGAUGUUUUGGGGCUGUUGCUGGGCAACACUGACUUUCAACUCCUUCCAAAGAUUUUCUAUGGGGUUGAGAUCUGGAGACUGGCUAGGCCACUCCAGGACCUUGAAAUGCUUCUUACGAAGCCACUCCUUCGUUGCCCGGGCGGUGUGUUUGGGAUCAUUGUCAUGCUGAAAGACCCAUCCAAGUUUCAUCUUCUAUGCCCUUGCUGAUGGAAGGAGGUUUUCACUCAAAAUCUCACGAUACAUGGCCCCAUUCAUUCUUUCCUUUACACGGAUCAGUCGUCCUGGUCCCUUUGCAGAAAAACAGCCCCAAAGCAUGAUGUUUCCACCCCCAUGCUUCACAGUAGGUAUGGUGUUCUUUGGAUGCAACUCAGCAGUCCUCCAAACACGACAAGUUAAGUUUUUACUAAAAAGUUAUACUUUUUUGCCCCACUGUAUUUCCCCCCUAUUUAGUGACAUUUUCACCCCCUGGUUUAAAAUCACAUACAUGAAAGGUUCUUUAUCCAUUUAACAUGGUAGUUUUGGUUAUUUUAUGCAGGAAUUACUUUCCACUCACAUGUGUUAGCCUCUCAUUGUCUAUGAGUAUGCACUUUUGUGUCAAAUGUAUAGUCUAUAGUGAAUGUAUUUGUGCUACUUCACAGUAUGUCUGUCAGUCUCUGUGCAUAGAUUUUUUACUUGUGUACUUUUUUCUGGCAUCCAUAAUCCUGUAGGUGAUUUAUACAUAAUUUAAAUUGACCCAGCAGAGCCACCCCCAAAACCAGCAGAACCUUUCCCUUUUUCAUUGUGCUGAACCCAUCCUGAUCUCAUCCCUGGACAUGUCCUGUCAACAGUGCUGUGUUGUCCUGUGUACUGGUCUCAAUACUGUCCGAAUGUUGUCAUGGGACUGUGUUGGUGUUAAUGAAGGUCUGUGUCUAAACUCUGAAUGAUGAGAGCUCAGGGCUGAUGCUUACACACGCAGUCACACUGCUCAAUGGACAAAGAUUGAACUGUUACAACUCAUUUGAGAAUAAUAAAAUAUAUAUUUAUUAAGCCUUUUACUGUAGUUUGUGGGUUUUAUGCAUACCGGCACUGCAAGUUGUUUACUAAAUGGUUAUGUCAUGUUUUUAAGACAUACAAAUACAUUAAAUGUUCCACCUAAUAAAAAGGUUGUCUUUA